This is a messenger RNA of Schistocerca cancellata (South American locust), 1296 nucleotides long. RefSeq lists its product as uncharacterized. The coding region runs from base 1 to 1149 and encodes 382 amino acids. The transcript has a single exon. Gene Ontology annotation, cellular component: cytosol; ubiquitin ligase complex; nucleus. Gene Ontology annotation, molecular function: cyclin binding; ubiquitin protein ligase activity; ubiquitin conjugating enzyme binding. Gene Ontology annotation, biological process: protein autoubiquitination; protein polyubiquitination; proteasome-mediated ubiquitin-dependent protein catabolic process. Lineage: Eukaryota; Metazoa; Arthropoda; Insecta; Orthoptera; Acrididae. The record is from RefSeq and is a predicted model, not a curated record.
AUGUUAACAAGGUGCAUUAUUGUUGAGGUGAGGGAGCAUUUGAGAGCUUGUAAUGUAUAUAUUUUAUUAAAAGAAAAAAUUCAGAAGAGUGAUAUUUUCCAAGUUUGUGUGAAGGCAUCACUAAUAUUAUUGACAAAGAUUGCUGGUAAAACUACAGUUUCACAAAAAAUAAAAGUAACCACAUGUUCUCUCAUUCCUUGCAGUCUGUCAAAUUUAAAUAUGCAUAGCAAUUAUGUUUGCUUUAGAUUGCUAACUGAACCAAGCAAUGCUGUUUCAGGAUCAUUUGCUUCAGAAGUGCUACCACUUGUAAAUUUACAUUGUAAAAAUAAUGAGUUUGUUUUCACUCCAAUGUUGCAGAAAGGAAAGUCUUAUGAUAUUCAUUGCAAGUGUUGCUCUAAUAUGGUAUCAGUGUCAUCUGUAACUUUCCAAAGAUUUCUGCCGUUACCUAGUGGUUUCUUGGAAUUUGAAGAUUAUUUUUGUCAUACUCAUGGUCAGCAGAAUAAUCUCCAGUCCGCACCCUCGUGUAAAUCGUGUGACUGCUUGUAUGGUUCUUAUUAUUUCUUAAUUAAGCCACAUUUACUUAAAGUCAGUAGUGCAAGUGUAAUUAAAUGUGAUCGUUGUCUGUCUUGGAUAGGUACUCUUAACAAAGAUUUUGCAAAACUCUGGAGUUGCACUGUGUCAUUUGGGGCCGUGACAACAACAUCACAACCCCUAGAAGACUUCCUUAACGUAAUGAAAGAAUCUCUUGAAGGCAUGCCUGCCUCUGCUGGUAAAGUUUUAAUUGAGUGUGUUGUGUCAGAUAGUAAUACACACUAUAUUCUCCUGUGGGCAUUAGACAAAUUCCUUAAUGUACAUUGUAAUUUGAAUGGAAAAUAUUCUGCUGUAAGUGAAUCAGUUACUAAUAGUACUGUGACUAUCGUAGCAGAAACAAGUUUGCAGUCCAUGCAUACUAUGAAAGUUUUGUAUAAAUAUCAGGAGUGUGCUUCAGAUUGUGUAGGGCUAUGGCAGAAUGACAGGAAUGUACAUACUGUUGAUGUAGCAAAACAAAUGUUCAUUGCUGGUUUACAGCAUCUAAUGAAACAAACAGAAUACAUUCCAGAACCUUACAAGAUUGUUGAGGAUUUCUUUGUUGCAUAUAUUGAAUUGUAGAUACAGUUCACUUCCAACGUUGAUGAAAAUAUAAUUACCUUAAAUGCUCUUUUAAUUUCAGAGUGACAGUGUUGUGUGAUAACAGCCAGACUAUUUGUUGCGAUCUUAAUGUAAUAAAACGGAAUAUUUUUGCUCAUGUACUUGAAA